Paramecium tetraurelia is the source of this 615-nucleotide messenger RNA. RefSeq lists its product as uncharacterized. The record is from RefSeq and is a predicted model, not a curated record. Gene Ontology annotation, molecular function: protein binding. NCBI's taxonomy places the organism in Eukaryota, Ciliophora, Oligohymenophorea, Peniculida, Parameciidae. The transcript is spliced from 4 exons.
AUGGCCAAUCAAAGAUAAUAGGUCGAUCAGCUUAAGUACGCUCUCUGGUUAGCAAUCAUGUAGAGUAUAUUUCAAAUAUCGAUAUUAGAUAAAAACGAAUAAAUAGUGUAAUUUUUUAAUUCCCCAAAAAUCGAAAUUAAUGUUAAUAUCGCCUUAACAAACCAAGGCAUAACAGCUCUGCAUUAGGCAGCAAGCAAUGGGAAUUUGAAUUUGGUUCAAUUUUUAGUGGCAAUCUAGAAGGCCGACAUUGAUCAACAGGACUUACUUGGAAGAACUCCGCUUCAUUUCGCAUGUGCAAUUGGCAAUCUUGCAAUAGUGGAUUAUUUAAUUCAAUCAAAGGCAUCACCCAAUAUUCAAACAAUUGGAGGAGAAUCACCAAUAAUGAAAGCGGCCCAGUUUCAUCAAUCGCAAUUAUUAUCCUAAUUAAUUCAAACACAUUCUGAUAAAAUCAAUUGGAAUCUAGUUAAUAAAUUUGGACAUAAUGUUUUGCAUAUAUUUCGAAUUUCUUGUGUAAAUUCUUUGGAGAAAUAAAAUUAAAUUUAUGCACCAAUAAAUGAUGUGAUGGUUGAAUUGAUGGCAUUGAUUUCAGCUGAAGGACAAUAAACAAAUUAAUGA